Messenger RNA from Danio rerio (zebrafish), 1529 nucleotides. It is a transcript of the gene olfml3b, whose product is annotated as olfactomedin-like 3b. The record is from RefSeq and is marked provisional. Gene Ontology annotation, cellular component: extracellular region. Lineage: Eukaryota; Metazoa; Chordata; Actinopteri; Cypriniformes; Danionidae.
CUCAAAACCUUUGCAUGAGGGCUUUUCCUCUCUGCCUGUCACACACACACACUCACCGUUUCCAAGCAGUCUUCUUCAGUCUUCAAGAUGAGAGCUCUCCAGCUCCUUGUCCUUGUUCUUUCUGGGUUAGUCGGGGCACAGCAGCAGGCCCUUAUGGACUACUUGGAGAGAAGACUCCUUGCUAUUGAGGAUCGCAUCUCCUUGUGGCAUGAGCAGACCAGCCGCUAUGCCUCUGAGCUGCGCGAGUUCAAGCAGCAGAUGGUGGCACAGCUAGAGGGCCUGGACAAGAGCAAGGAGGCGCUGCGGAGCGAGUUGGACACUGUGGGAACACGCGUAGAUCGCGUGGAGAGAGAGAUGGACUACCUCGAAACACAGAAUGGCGCGCAGCCUUGUGUGGAUGUAGAUGACAAGCUGGUGGAGCAGCAGGUGACGUUUGUCAAGGAGAGAAACAAAGCUAAGUACGCCAAGCUUACAGACUGCAGUGAUAUGAUCUCCAGCAUCAAAGCCAUGAAGAUCCUCAAACGAGUGGGCGGUGCUAAGGGCAUGUGGACCAAGGACAUGGGAAGCGCCACUGGGAAAGUGUACAUCCUAAACGGGACUGAUGAUAAUACAGUAUUUGAAUUUGGGACAGUCCGUGAAUUCACGUCCUCCCAAGGCACUUCUGGAGCCACCACUAUACAGCUCCCUUCGGCCUGGCGUGGAAUGGGCCACGCCAUCUACAACAACCACAUGUACUACCUGAAGCAGGGCGAAGAGAUGAAACUAAUAAAGUUUGAUCUCCAGAAGAACAUAAUUGUGGACAGUGCUGUUUUUCCAGUUAAAAACCAGCUCCCCGUAUACAGCCUGAAUCCCGAGACCUUCAUUGAUUUAGCAGUGGAUGAAGAGGGACUGUGGGCAAUCUAUGCCACUCAGGAAAACGAGCGGCACAUCUCUUUGGCCAAGAUAGACCCCAAAACGCUAGACAUCCAGCAGAUGUGGGACACCCCUUGUGUGAGGGAGAAUGCAGAGGCAGCAUUUGUCAUCUGCGGGACUGUCUAUGUGGUCUACAACUCCAAAUUACCCAGUCGAUCUCGCAUUCAGUGUGUGUUUGACGUCAGUGAUAUGGUCAACAAUGAUGAAGCUCCACAUGUAUACUUUCCAAAGCGAUAUGGCACCCAUUCCAGCCUCAAAUACAGCCCUGUGGAACAGCUGCUCUACGCUUGGGACGAUGGCUAUCAAAUCCUCUACAAACUCCAACUAAAAAAGAAGCUAGAGGUGUAGAAGGCUGACUGAAAUGCCCAUGUUAUUGGCUUAAUUAUCUUAUUCAACCUGGUUAAGUCAUUUCAAUAUGUUUGAGCUUUGUAUUUACACAGAAAACACAACAUAUGAUUGGUUGGACACAUUUGUUUUGUUAAGACUUUACUAGAAAUUAAUGUACAGGGCUCAACAAUGAACACUUUAUCUCAGUUUGCCUGGAGCAGAACUAAUAAAUGAUUUCAUAUGUUAUGUUAAUAUCAAGUACAUACUUUCAAUAAAUAAUUUCACAAAUA